AUGUUACCAGUUUCUCGACCUGACAGCCAAAUGAGUUUCAACUACAUCCCGACCUCCCAACCCAUGUCGGGGGCCUCGACUGGGCGCAGCUCGCCUAGCGAUUUGGCUGGAUCCGGAACUGCGAAAGCACCCUUUGGCUCUGCUGGAUCUAUCGGGGCUGCAAGACUCGGGGCUGGAUCCCCUUCUGAGUUGGGAACACGUCUUUAUAAGCGAACCCGCGAGAUUCAAGCACAAGAAGGUGUCUCCCCGAACAUCUGGGGUCCCCCGACUAGUGGACAUUCCACUCCGCUUCGUGAGAACAUCCCUGAGUCGCCUAGCCAGGAUAGCUUCCCCGACCUGAUUCCUACCUCCAAUGGCUCAAUCACCGGUUCUGGCCGCAGGGCUCGAGCUGGCACAGUCCCAUCUCGGUUCCCUCCUAUGGCGACACUCAACGAAUUAGACCUUCAGCAACAGUUCAUGUCUCAAACCUCCCGGCCCACACCUUCUACCAGUCCGUUCCGGCCUCAAGGUGUAUCUGGAAUUGAUACAGCACCGAAAGUUGCAAGCUCGGGCGCACCAAACCCUGCCAUGUUAUCCCGCCUUCGAGCUGGCUCGAUGCCGCAGAGGGGCGGCUUGCUUAAUUCGGGUAAUCCUUUCGGACCUUCAUUGUUCUCUUCGCAUUGGUCCACCGGUCGUGAUCGGGCAACAACCUUGAGCAGUAUUCGGUCCUCGGAAGAUCCCACAUCACCGAGUGUAUCAUCGUUCUCGCGAGAUGGACUUACCGAUUCUGAUAGAACAUUGGACUACCUUGGACUGGCAGAGACUCCCCAAUCUGCACGGGCAACCCUUUCGCACCCGUCGAUGGAGGCUCUCUUGCAGCAGCAGCAACAGCAGCAGGCUGGUUUACCCGGCCUUCUGGCUGGCAUGGAACUGAUGAAGAACAGCAACCGUUUCCGGUCCUACUCGGUUAACGCUAAGGAGAAGUAUGCUGACGACGAGGAUAUGGAAUACGAGAGUCGCUACUCUCAGCUUCCCUCUGGAUCGCUCAACCCCUCCGCCGCUGUGGCAGCCGCUCACCUUGCUCAGACCCAGGCCCAGAUCCAUCAGCACAACCUGGCAGUUCAAGCUUUUACAAACCACGCCUCUAUUAGCCGGCCGCGAGCACGCACUGCCGGUAUUCUUGAGGCCCCUCCCACUCGAUCGUCCAUUCGGAACUAUCUUGCAACCCCAUCCCGCCUCGACAACUCUUUCAAUGCCGAUGAUCUCAUGGUGGAAAAUGAAUAUGAUGACCUGUCGGAUGCUGUACUCGGACUGCGAUUAGACGCAAGUGGUGGCCCCGUGGCGGGUAUGCGGGGUGCUGGUGAUCUGGGAGACGAGAACAAUCAGGACGGACCGACACGAGCUCUGUGGAUCGGUAGCAUUCCUGUGUCGACAACUGUGACUUCUCUAGAGGCUAUCUUUGGUAUUUACGGCAAGAUUGAGUCAACUCGUGUGUUGACUCACAAGAACUGCGGAUUCGUCAACUUUGAGCGUCUGGAAAGUGCAGUCCAGGCAAAGGGCGUUCUAAAUGGCAAGGAGAUCUUCCCUGGUGCUGGUCCCGUUCGAAUUGGAUAUGCCAAGGUCCCUGGCGCCUCUGCUAGUGGUACCCCUGGUGCCAACGGUAUCCAGUCCUCCCCGACCCCCGACCCUGGCUUCAAGUCCAACUUCGGCCCCGGAGAUGGCCUGGAGCGGGCAGACACUACCUCUGUUCCUCAAAUUCCUGCUCUGGUUGACCUACUGCCGGAGAUGCUUGAGAUUGUUCAGGAGUUUGGCGCCAACGACGAAGAUUCACGUAACAUCAACAACACCAUUCAGAGUGCUAUCGCUUUCCAAGAUUUCCAGGAUGAGAUCCCUGCCGUUCCCGAGCCUAGCCAGACCCGGAUGUUCGAUGCCCCUCGCCUGCGUGAUAUUCGGAAGCGAAUUGACAACGGCGCUUGUUCCAUCCAGGAGAUUGAGGAAACAGCCGGAGCAAUGCUGCCUGAGAUCGCUGAACUGUCCUCUGACUACCUGGGCAACACUGUUGUUCAAAAGCUUUUCGAAUUCUGCUCCGAGUCCACGAAGGAGCAGAUGCUCACCCACAUCGCACCGCAUCUUGCUGAGAUUGGUGUACACAAGAAUGGAACUUGGGCUGCCCAGAAAAUUAUCGAUGUCGCCAAGACACCCACCCAGAUGAACAUGAUUGUUGACGCCCUUCGUCCAUAUGUUGUUCCACUUUUCCUUGACCAGUACGGAAACUACGUGCUCCAGGUCUGCUUGCAAUUUGGCGCUCCCUUCAAUAACUUUAUCUUCGAGACCAUGCUUAGUAGAAUGUGGGAGGUGUCUCAGGGUCGAUUUGGCGCCCGAGCCAUGCGGGCUUGCUUGGAAAGCCACAACUCAACUAAGGAUCAGCAACGAACACUCGCUGCUGCCAUCGCCCUCCACAGUGUACAGUUGGCGACCAAUGCCAAUGGUGCUCUCCUGCUCACCUGGUUCCUGGACACUUGUACAUUCCCCCGCCGCCGUACUGUUCUUGCCCCAAGAUUGGUUCCUCAUCUUGUGCACCUUUGCACUCACAAGGUGGCUUACCUCACCGUGCUCAAAGUCAUCAACCAGCGCAAUGAGGCCGAGGCCCGGGACAUCGUUCUUAAGGCAUUGUUCUUUAGCCCUGGUGAUGAAGUUCUGGAGAAGAUUCUUAGUGACCAGACCUCUGGUGCUACCUUGAUCUUUAAGGUCCUGACUACUCCGUUCUUCGAUGAAUCGAUGCGUGGUGAAGUCGUCAAGAAUGUUGCAAAGGUUUUGACCAAGUUGAAGGCAUCUCCAAGUCAAGGCUACAAGCGUCUGAUGGAUGAAGUUGGUCUCUCCUCCCGCGGUAAUGGUCGUGAGCAUCAUCAUGGACGCGACCAUGGUGCCAGCCACUCCUCCACCCCCGAGAAGCCCCACCGCCAGUCAUCCCGACAUGGAAGUACCAACUUUCCCCAGCAGCCCUCCAUGGAAAGACAGUACAAUGGACAGUUUCCUCCUAACAUGCUUCCCCACUCGGCGGACUCACGCUCCAUGUCCAUCGAUCAAAGCACCGCCCCACCUCUCGACCCAUACGCUAGCAACGGCCUUAAUGGUUUUGUAAACCCCUUGAAUGGGCUUGGUGGUGCUGCUGGCUUCCAGGAUCCAACGAACCAGCUUUCUCAACUACAGUACCAGAAUUACCUGGCCGCACAGGCUCGCGGAGUGUCUCCCGGUGGAAUCUACGGUGGCAUACCAGGAAACAACUUUGGCUACCCAACCGGAUCGCCAUCGGUUGAGAAUCUACGUUCUAUGCCAACUCAGCAGGCGCCACUGUCAGCGGGACCCAACCAUAUGCUUGGUCAGUCCAACUAUGGCCCGCAGCAGUUCAGCCCUGUGAUGGCUCCUGCCCAGCUCUACCAAUACCCUCCGCAGUUCUAUGCCCAGGCACAACCCGUGCAGGGACAACCUAGCGGAGGUCGACGUGGACGGCGCUGA
This is a messenger RNA of Penicillium malachiteum, 3495 nucleotides long. Its product is annotated as putative RNA binding protein Jsn1. The transcript has 3 exons. The record is from RefSeq and is a predicted model, not a curated record. Lineage: Eukaryota; Fungi; Ascomycota; Eurotiomycetes; Eurotiales; Aspergillaceae. Bases 1 to 3495 code for a protein of 1164 amino acids. Gene Ontology annotation, molecular function: RNA binding.